AUGAACGAGGAGAUGACUAAAAGCGAGGAGAAGCAUCUUAGUUUGCAGAAAGCCUUGCAGCAGUGCGAGUUGGUGCAAAAUAUGAUAGACAUAAGCAUUUCUAGUCUGGAGGGUUUACGGACCAAAUGUGCCACAUCCAACGACUUGACACAAAAAGAGAUACGAACGCUGGAGGGGAAGUUGGUGAAGUACUUCAGCCGCCAGCUGUCCUGCAAGUGCAAAGUGGCCUUAGAGGAGCGCAGUGCUGAGCUGGAGGACUUCCCUCGCCUCGGCCACUGGUUCCGCAUCGUCAACUUGAGGAAAGAGGUCACACAGGAGAUGAGCCCAGGUGAGGUGACCCUGGAGGGCCUGCUGGACAUGAGCGAGGAGCAGGUGUGCGAGCUGCUGCAGAAGUUUGGUGCCAACGAAGAGGAGUGCGCCCGACUCAACGCCUCCCUCUCCUGCCUCAGAAAGGCCCACCAGCUCGAACAACUUGAGGAGGAUAAAUUGCACAGUAAUGGAGGGAGCCAGGCGAAGCAGGACUGGUCCAUCCAGUGGCCCACCUCUGAAUCAGGCAAAGAAAACACUCCGGUGUGCCAGCCAGAGGCCAGUCAGUGGAUCCGGUUCCAGCUCUCCCAAAGCCCCAAAGUCCAGUCCAAGUACAACCAGCACAUGUGCCACAGCCCCCAGGCCCUGGCCCCCCCUUUAUAUGCCGAUCGACUAACCGUCGACAGCCCCGCCACAGGGCUCUUCCCACCUUUGGACUCUGGUCAUCGCUCCCUGCCCCCAUCACCCCGCCAGAGGCAUUUUGGCCACACGCCUCCUCGGACUCCCUUGGUGGUCAACACCAUGACCCCGCCCGGUACUCCUCCCAUGCGUCGAAGGAACAAAGUGAAGGCCCCGGGAACGCCACCCCCGCCGAGCCGCAAGCUCAUCCAUCUGCUGCCGGGCUUCACCGCACUGCACCGCAGCAAAUCCCACGAGUUCCAGCUGGGGAACCGCUUGGACGACACACAGACACCAAAAGCCAAGAAGAAGACCAAGCCCUUGAACCUUAAGAUCCACAGCAGCGUGGGCAGCUGUGAGAAUCUGCCCACGCAGCGCUCGCCCCUCCACACCGAACGAUCUCUGAGAUCCUUUUUCUUCCCCUCCUUCAUCCCCUCCACGCCUCCUGUCCAUGCUGAAACACCCUCUGCAAACACUCUCUCAGUGCCUCGCUGGUCCCCGCAGAUUCCCCGAAGAGAUCUGGGAAACUCAAUAAAACACAGGUUUUCUACAAAGUACUGGAUGUCCCAGACAUGCAUAGUAUGUGGAAAGGGAAUGUUGUUUGGACUGAAAUGUAAAAACUGCAAGCUGAAGUGCCACAACAAAUGCACCAAAGAAGCCCCACCUUGCCAUUUACUGAUCAUACAGCGAGGCGGACGAGAAUCCCUCAAAGACCACCAAGGAACAACUCAAGUAGCUCGUCUGGUACGGACUGAAUCAGUGCCAUGUGACAUCAACAACCCGCUCAGGUACACAGACCUGCACAUCAGUCAGACGCUCCCCAAAACCAACAAAAUCAACAAGGAUCACAUCCCAGUCCCCUACCAGCCAGACUCCAGCAGUAAUCCCUCAUCCACCACCUCUUCCACCCCGUCCUCCCCGGCUCCUCCCCUGCCCAGCAGCGCCACGCCCCCCUCGCCGCUACACCCGUCACCGCAGUCAGCACGGCAACAGAAACAGUUCAAUUUGACAGCCUCCAGUUAUUUCAAAUACAAACAACAGUUCAUCUUCCCAGAUGUUGCUCCAGAAGCUCCUCCAAGCAGAGCACCGCAGGUCAUCCUGCACCCUGUCCUGUCUGAACCAGGGAACGAGGGCAACCCUUUACUUCAAAUCGAAGUCGAACCUACAUCCGACAACGAGGAGGGCAACGACGAGGACUCCGGCGACGAGUUUGAGGAGAUGAACCUGUCGCUCCUGUCGGCUCGCAACUUCCCGCGCAAGGCCAGCCAGACCAGCAUUUUCCUGCAGGAGUGGGACAUCCCGUUCGAGCAGCUGGAGAUCGGGGAGAUGAUCGGUAAGGGACGCUUCGGCAAAGUUUUCCACGGACGCUGGCACGGCGAGGUGGCCAUCCGCUUGAUCGACAUCGAGCGCGACAAUGAGGACCAGCUCAAGGCCUUCAAACGCGAGGUGAUGGCCUACCGCAACACUCGCCACGAGAAUGUGGUGCUGUUUAUGGGGGCCUGCAUGAGCCCACCUCAUCUGGCCAUCAUCACCAGCUUGUGUAAAGGCAGGACACUUUAUUCUGUGGUGCGGGAUGCCAAGGUUGUGCUGGAUGUUAACAAGACCAGACAGAUCGCACAAGAGAUGGUCAAGGGGAUGGGCUACCUCCACGCCAAGGGGAUCUUACACAAAGACAUGAAGUCCAAGAACGUGUUUUAUGACAACGGCAAAGUCGUCAUUACGGACUUUGGACUCUUCACCAUAUCUGGGGUUUUGCAGGCUGGCAGCCGGAGAGAAGACAAACUGAGGAUCCCCAACGGCUGGCUGUGUCACCUGGCCCCUGAAAUCAUCCAGCAGCUGUCUCCAGACACAGAGGAGGACAAGCUCCCCUUCUCCAAACAGUCGGAUGUCUUUGCUUUUGGCACCAUCUGGUACGAGUUACACGCACGUGAGUGGCCUUACAAGAGUCAGCCAGCAGAGGUGAUCAUAUGGCAGAUCGGCAGCGGGAUGAAACCCAACCUCACCCAGACUGGCAUGGGGAAAGAGAUAUCAGACAUUCUGCUUCUGUGCUGGGCGUACAAGCAGGAAGAGCGGCCCAGCUUCUCCAAGCUGGUAGAUUUACUGGAAAAGUUGCCAAAACGGAACCGUCGCCUUUCCCACCCAGGGCACUUCUGGAAGUCAGCUGAGUAUGUCAAAUGA
Messenger RNA from Chelmon rostratus (copperband butterflyfish), 2883 nucleotides. It is a transcript of the gene ksr2, whose product is annotated as kinase suppressor of ras 2. Gene Ontology annotation, biological process: protein phosphorylation. Lineage: Eukaryota; Metazoa; Chordata; Actinopteri; Chaetodontiformes; Chaetodontidae. The transcript is spliced from 21 exons. Gene Ontology annotation, molecular function: protein kinase activity; ATP binding. The record is from RefSeq and is a predicted model, not a curated record. The coding region runs from base 1 to 2883 and encodes 960 amino acids.